AUGGCGAAAACUCUGGCCCAUAACUGGUCCUUCAGACCCAGGAGUUACAACAGUUCUUGUACAUGCAUUGAGGGGACUUGUCACAAUACUAUCGAUGGUGAUGGAAAGUGCAAGCCUGGCUCCUGUCAGUUUUCAUACACUGGUGACAACUGCGACAAGACAUGGAAAGUUUGUCCAGCGUUUGACAAGAAACUGCUGCACUGUCAUGUUCAUGCCCAUUGUGAGAUUGACAGACCAAGAAGACAACCCUUAGGAGGUUUACUGCCCUUAUUAAGUCUGCUACCAUUAGGUCCUAGACCAAGAUACAUGUGUUCCUGCAACACUGGGUACACAGGGAAUGGGAGAGAAUGUUUCCCCAUUGAUCCCUGUGCAUUACCAGACAGAGGCGGCUGCCAUCCACAGGCCAAGUGCAUACAAACAGGUCCAGGUAAAAGUGUUUGUGUUUGUGACCCUGGUUGGCAUGGUGAUGGGAAGUCCUGCUCCCCUAUUGCAGUGUGUACAGUACACAAUGACUGUCACCCAGAUGCUCGCUGUGUGCUGCUCAUACCAGGACAGAGAGUAAUUAGUUCCUAA
Messenger RNA from Lingula anatina, 573 nucleotides. Its product is annotated as stabilin-2-like. The record is from RefSeq and is a predicted model, not a curated record. NCBI's taxonomy places the organism in Eukaryota, Metazoa, Brachiopoda, Lingulata, Lingulida, Lingulidae. Gene Ontology annotation, molecular function: calcium ion binding.